Oreochromis niloticus (Nile tilapia) is the source of this 4880-nucleotide messenger RNA. Its product is annotated as von Willebrand factor A domain-containing protein 7-like. The transcript is spliced from 16 exons. NCBI's taxonomy places the organism in Eukaryota, Metazoa, Chordata, Actinopteri, Cichliformes, Cichlidae. The record is from RefSeq and is a predicted model, not a curated record. The coding region runs from base 20 to 2821 and encodes 933 amino acids.
ACAGCAACAAGGUGGAGCAAUGAAGUCUGUGUGGCCGUCUGCAUUGUUUCUCUCGCUUCUUUGCACUGGAGCUCUGGGUUUUGAGAUUCUGCCAGGCAGUUCUCUGACUCACAAGAAAAUCACUCAGCAGGCCCUGUUCAAUGUAACUGUGCAGGUGUGCCGAGCACUUGCUAAGGCUGAAGGGACAGAUUUCACCUUCCCUGCACAGCCGUUCACCACACAGGGUGUUGCUACAGCGUGUGGUGCACCACGGUCAUCUAAAACUUUCAGUGAAGCCAUUGAGGACAUCGUAAACAGGAAUGUGCGUGUGGACAUCCUCUAUGCCUUGAAACCCAGCUUCCACUUUGAUGAUGAAAUGUUUGUUCAAGGAAAGAAAAUCAUCAUAGAGGGAAUACAGGUGGUCAAAGCAAGCAACAAGCUGGAGAAUUAUGAGGCAGCGAGGGAGAACCUGGGAGAAAUUCUGCAUCCUUUGCAGGAUUUCUACAGUCACAGCAACUGGGUAGAACUGGGAGAAAAAAGCCCCAACUCCAAUCUAAUCAAAUCUGGCGCCAGCAUUGGGAACAUAGCAGCUAAGAGCAGGGCAACCUGCCGCAGCUGUGACGGCAACAACUGCAGGAACAACAUUUUGGAGGAUAUCAUAGCGGAGAAGAUCCUGACGUCUGGAUACUUUAGUCUCACGUCUCUAUUUGCAACAAAACCAAAGGGAAAAUGCAGUCAUGGAGGGAUAUUGGAUGGGACACGUGAGAUCGAGCCUACAGGUGGGAUCAACAAAGACAAAGAGAGUUCCAACCACGGAUAUCUCCACACUCAAGCUGCAAACAUUGCAAUAGCUGCAACCAGUGAGCUUCUAGAGGACAUUCGAGGGGCUGCCGGUGACAGACCAUUCUUGCAGAUGAUGGGUCUCUUUAAAGGAUCCAGUAAAGCUCUUUGUUUUGUCAUCGACACCACAAGCAGCAUGAAGGAUGACAUUGCAACAGUGAAAACUGUCACUUCCACUAUAAUCAACCGCAACGUGGGAACAGCCAAUGAGCCCUCGCUGUACAUUCUUGUACCGUUUAAUGAUCCAGGCUUCGGACCACUGACAAAGACGACAGACUCAGCAGUUUUCCAGAAUGCGAUUGAUUCUCUUGUAGCCACUGGUGGAGGAGAUCCAGCGGAGAUGAGUCUCUCAGGGCUUCAGCUGGCUUUAAGCACUGCUCCAUCGAAUUCCGAGAUCUUCCUUUUCACGGACGCAGCCGCUAAAAACAAAAACCUGAAGAGCACAGUGAUCGCACUCAUAGAGAGGACCCAGUCAGUGGUCAACUUUAUGAUAACUGACACUUCAUCAGUCAAUAGUCGGAAGCGGCGUGCUCCAUCCAAUAGGAUAGCAGAAGCUGACGCUCAGCUGUACAGAGAUCUGGCUCAGGCUUCAGGAGGCCAAGCUAUUGAAAUCACAAAGAGUGAACUUCCUCAGGCCACAGUCCUCAUAAAGGAGUCCUCCAACGCCUCUCUGGUGACCCUUCUUCAAGCAGCCAGGAACCCAGGAAAGGCUGAAAGCUUCACUUUUAUGAUUGACGACUCGGUAACAAAUCCUACAGUUUACAUUACUGGGAAAUCCAUCACUUUUACUCUCAUCAGUCCCACAGGUGAAUCUCAGGGGAGCAGUGACACAACGGGGUCACUGAUCAUUACAUCCCAGUCGGUGGGAAACUUCCAGUCACUGCAGCUAAAAAAACAAACUGGGAUAUGGGAAAUGAGAAUAGUGUCAAGUAACCCCUACACUCUGAAGGUCAUAGGUCAGAGUCCUAUCGACUUCUUCUUUGACUUUGCGGUGGUGUCACAGGGCCCUUUUGGAGGAUUUGAUACCCUGGAAACACGUCCCAGUGCUGGUGGCAAUGGCAGCCUGUUGAUGUCUUUAACGGGAAGUGACACUGCGUCAGUGACAGAAGUCACUCUGGUUGGAUCGUCUGGGUCAGAGGUGAUUAAAGGAGUCUUGGUGCCGCAGAAUAAUUCAAGAGUCUUAGUUCAGGUUGGCAAGUUUCCAUCAGGGGACUUUGUGGUGCAGGUGAAGGGACAAGCUGAUAGUUUCACCUCCAAGGCUUUAAUACUCUUCCAGAGACAGUCACCAACCAACUUCAGAUCAUCAAAUCUGACGAUGAAUGCUAAUCCAGUGACCAUCAUAGUACCUGGGACGCCAUUUUCUGUGCCCUUCACUCUGACGACGAGUGGAACAAGUGGAAACUUCACAAUUCGAUCCACCAACAGCAGAGGGUUCGACUCUACAUUUCCAACCAGUAUGUUCCUGGAGCCUGGAAUCACUGGUAAUGGCACAGUGACCCUCUCAGCACCUCUAAAUACCCCAUCUGGAACUGACGUCACCCUGGCCAUUGAGGCCGAGGCUCCUGGGGGCACAGACAGUAACUACAUUGUGUUGCGCUUCUCCGUUCUUAACACGGUGACUGAUUUCACUCCACCAGUGUGCGAGCAGCUCAGCCUGCAGACCAACUGCUCCGUUAACUGCAGCAUGAGGAUGUGGGAGGUCUCUGCCCGGGUGACUGAUGGAGCUGACGGGACGGGCGUUGAUCUUGUCACACUCAAGCAGGGAAAUGGGACCAUAAAAACCACCCUGGAUUCAAGCAACGAGAACAUAACACUGGUGUACUACAGUGCAUCCUGCUGUUCACCUGACAUGGAGAUAGAGGUUGUGGAUCGUGUGGGUAAUGUAGGCACCUGCUUAUUCAGUGGACAUAAAGAAUCCACCAAACUCACUCAGUCACCCUCAUUUUGCCUCAGUGUUGUGAUUGUGGGACUCCACAUUCUGACAAAAAUGGGCAUCAAAUGACCCCAUGUCAGUGUGGUACAACUUUAAGUUGUAUAUUUAUAAGUCAUAUCAGUUUUAUUUUGACACUGAACUACGACUAUGUCAGCUAUGGAGGAACUGAUAGAAACUUACGCCUUGUAAUAUUUUACAGCACUGUGCAAAACUCGUAUGCCACCCCAAAUUUCUUAAUAAUUUGCUGCCUUUCUUGUAAUUCACUUUUAUCAAGUGGUCCUGGUUAGUAGCUCUCCAGGCUUUCUGAAAGCCUUUCUGAAAGUUUUUCUUUGGACAUUGGCUGCCUCUUCACUCAUUUUCAGUUCAGUCCUUGUACCUGAGCAUUUUCUUUCUGGUCAAGCCAAUUAACACUAACCUAAGAGUCAAUAAAAAACAUAAGAAUGACACCAGAUAACCUAUCAAAGAAUUAAAAACACAGAUUUUGAUCCCAGUUCUUUAUCCAAAUCAACAAAAAUAAGAGAGAUAUCACAGUUUGCCAGGCUUAAAAAGAAGUUGUGCACUGACAACUUGAGGCCCAGACCUGAACAUUAUUGAAGCAGUGUGGGAUCAUGUGGGCAGAGAACAGAAAAAUGCAGCCAACAUCCAAAGAAGAGCUUUUAAUAUCUAAGAAGCUAAGAAGUCUGCAGAACUGUUAAGACUACUUAAAGAAAUUAGGAGAAGCUUCAGGCUGUGUUGAAAAAUAAAAGUGGUUGUACCAAAUAUUCACAUUCCAUUUAUGUUUGCACAUAAAUCAAUAAAUCACUGCAUCUUUUUCCUAUUUUUGUAGCAAAGUAUAAAGAAAUGAGGCGGUGGCUCAAGACUUUUGCAGGACCGUAUAUAUUUUCCAUAAUUACCCAUUUUAACAUCAUUUGUCUAUGCUGUGUCUCAUCUUUUUGGGGGGGGAUUUCACUCAUACAUACAGCUUCAUAUCUUAAAACACAGAUUUCUUAGCUAAUAUGAGUACUGUUACAAAAAGAGGAAUUGUGAUGUAUUUAAUUAUCUUUCUGUUGUGAUGCUUUUUAAUUUGUAAUUUUGUGUUAAUGACAAAAAUUGAACUAAUAAUAGAAAGUCAAACUUUUGUCCUAAGCUGGGAAUUGAAGGAUAUGCUCUAAUUUAUACUGCCCACUUUCCACAUAACAGAACAAAGGUAAACCGGUGUUUGUGAUGCUCUUCAAGUGGCAAUAAAAAUUAUAACGGUGCAAAUGAAGCAACAAGAAAUGAGUGAGUCAAGCAUUAAAAAAUCCCUUUUUAUUGUCGUCAUAAUGUGUUUAAUGUAUAACCUUUACACAACACAAAGUGUUUCUCCUUUAAUAUUUUGCUACAUUUUCUUCUCCGUUUUUCUUUUAUCACUAUUUACAUAUAAAAACAUUUUCUUAACAUUAUUUAAAUAAACUGGUCAUCUACCACACAGGGGGUUGAAAUGUCUCCUGGUUUGUUUGUGUGUCUUUUUGGUUAUGUGUAAGCGCUUAGUGAUGGUACAAGCAUGUUUACUGCAGCAGCCCGAUUCCAAGCCAGCCCCUACACACUCUCACUCCGCUUCAAGGGUCUCCUGCAUUAAAUGCCUUUUCUUUUUUUCUAAACUGAUUUAGUUUUGGUGAGGUCACAAGGCCCUCGAGUAAAGACUCUACAUCAGCGCACAGCCAUCUCAGAUCAGCACCUGUUUCAUGUCUGGAACAGAGGAAAAAAAUACCAACAAAUACUAACUGCUUCAGUAAUGCAGCAUCUGAAGGUCUUUUGCAUGUCUGUAGCACAAUAAACACAGACAAAAGAAAUAAUUUGACAAAUGUACAUGAUGAACGUGAACUCAAGCUUAAAAAAAUGUUUAUUUGUGCUUUUCACAUUUUUAACUUUUUUCCCAGAGUUUCCUGUAAAACACUUUUUCCUCAAAAAGUGCUUUAUACAUAAAAUUACUAUAAAGUAUUAGGAUUUUGAUGUUAUAAAGAUUAUUACAAAAGAAACAUAAGAAAAUAUGGAAGCUUGUUUCUGCCACUAAUUUUUGUUUUUAUGUGAUUGUAUUAAUCACUCCAGAUGCUGAUUUGAGGGGAAAUGUCUCUGUUAAUGUUCCGUUGUAACUAUGAGACCCUCCAAA